Molecule: messenger RNA, 810 nt
Organism: Closterium sp. Naga37s-1
Lineage: Eukaryota; Viridiplantae; Streptophyta; Zygnematophyceae; Desmidiales; Closteriaceae
Source: the annotation of a GenBank genome assembly
AUGCAAGUGAUGCCGAUACUCAUAGCGGACAACAUGGAAGGGUGCGAGCCAGAGGAGAAGGAGCAACGGUUCAAGGAGGUGAGGGCGUUCAGGAGGUACGCAGUGUUCUACAAGUCGCUGCUCGGCGUGAACAAGCACACCGAGAGGACACUCAGUGACGACAUACCCCGACGCAUCGUGGAGGAGGAGGUGCAGAGGGAGAUUACGCGGGAGGUGGCGGCCCUGGCUGGGGGAGGACGGCAGUACGUCAGUGCCUUGCGUGAGGCUGUGAGGCAUCAAACGUACGUCCUGACGCGGAGGUCGAGGAGUGCGGACGUUAGCGACGAGGAGGACGCAGUGUUGUGGGUGUAUAAGGAGGCCCUAGGAUCAGACAUGAAGGAGCUCGGUUGGUGCGUGGCAGCAGCUGGAGUGACGGACACAGCGAUCAAGGUACACACGGCAGUGGCCAUUCCGCGUACACAUGGUGGAAAGCUUGUCGCAAAGGGCACGUUUGUCAAGGCCAGCCCGUCCGAGAAGUGGUUUUCUGACGUUGCAGUGAAGACCUCGGAGGACAAGGAGUGGUACGCACGAUGCAUGUGCGUGUUCCGAGCAACGGACGCGGACGAGAAGGAGGGGAGGUACGCCUAUGUGAAGUACUAUGAGGCGGCGGGCGUGUGCCCCAUGACAACAUGUGUGCAGCUAAUACUGGGGAGGGUCACCACACGCUACGCAGCGGUGGACGUGGAGUGCAUUAAGCGGGUGGUGCAUGUGUGCAAGUCAUAUGUGAACAAGAAGGUCAUGCUGCUGAACAAGUUUUUGCUUUGCGAGUAG